Drosophila novamexicana is the source of this 1234-nucleotide messenger RNA. Its product is annotated as putative transferase CAF17, mitochondrial. The coding region runs from base 101 to 1135 and encodes 344 amino acids. Gene Ontology annotation, cellular component: mitochondrial matrix. The record is from RefSeq and is a predicted model, not a curated record. NCBI's taxonomy places the organism in Eukaryota, Metazoa, Arthropoda, Insecta, Diptera, Drosophilidae. Gene Ontology annotation, molecular function: protein binding. The transcript is spliced from 2 exons.
AUUUUUAUAGAUUCAGUCAGCUGUUCUAGCUAUUAUAACACACAAAUUUCGAGUAUUCGGCGUUUUUUACAUUUGUGUAUUUUGAAUAAAAAAAUUCAGGAUGAAUGUGUGUAAAAAUUUCAAGUUUCUACGCAUUGCACGCAACUGCAUACGCAACUAUGCUGGAAGGAUACCAGCGCCCAGAUCUACAAACAAUGCAUUCACAUUAGAGCCUCUCCGUCAGCGGGAAUUGAUACGUGUGCAUGGCGCCGAGGUGGUGCCAUUUCUCCAGGGCCUCGUGACGAACGAUGUGUCCCGCUUGCAAGAGGCCAACGGGCCCUCAUCGAUGUACGCAUUGUUUCUGAACCGAGGCGGUCGUUUAAUGUACGAUACAAUCAUCUAUCGCACCAAUGAUCCGGACACCUUUUUGCUGGAAUGUGAUCGAGAUGCGUCCUCGGAUUUUCGUCGCCAUUUGCGCAUGUAUCGCGUACGCAAACGCAUCGACAUUGACACCGUAGACGAUGAGUAUGUGCCCUGGGUGAUCUUUAAUGAGAGUGGACGGGGCGAUAUACGUACACACAAGGCUAUGGAUUUGUUUAUUGCACCGGAUCCGCGUGUCGGGAGUAUGGGCACUCGUGUCCUGGCGCCUGCCGAUUUGAAUUCCACAAAGCUGUCCAAGGACUUAUGGCGCAAUCAUGAUGUGGUCGCCAUUAAUCCCACACCCGAUAGCAACUAUAAGCUGCUGCGCUAUAAGCAGGGUAUUGGUGAGGGUAUUGAGGAGCUGCCGCCAGGCAAAUGCUUUCCGCUUGAGGCCAACGCCGAUUAUCUCAAUGGAGUUAGCUUCAACAAGGGCUGCUAUGUGGGCCAGGAGCUAACAGCACGGGUUCAUCACUCUGGUGUCAUACGUAAACGUUAUAUGCCCAUACGCUUUACAGCGCCUGUUAGCUCCAAUCAAACUGUAAAAUCUGUUGCUGGCGCAAAUCUUGGGCGCGUUUUUGGACAUGCCCAUAACCAUGGCGUGGCUUUAUUGCGCAUUGAACCCGUGCUCCAUGGUGACCAGCAACUAGUGCUCGAUGGCGAACGCUGCUUUGUGGAUCGUCCGCAUUGGUGGCCCAAGGAUAUGACCGCCAAACGUGGUCUUGCUGCUAUGGAAUGACCUAUUGAAACUUGAAAGUUUUUAAUGUUAGAUGUAUUAAUUGUAUAUAUUCCUAGGCUAUCUAAUUACUAAAGUUACGUCUCGUACAGUUGGCCAAGC